ACAUGGAUGAGGUGAAGGACCUGAUGAAGUGCACCUACUACACGCAGCGCAAGCACAUCAAUGAGGGGAAAAGUGUGAAGUGGCUUAGGGAGGAGUGGCCAUUUUUGUUCGAGAUUCUCGGGAUGGCUGUCCACUAUAAGGAACUGACGGCAAAUGACCUCCAAGGAAGUUUCCUAAGAAAUUUGGAUCUGAAGGGACAGAGGCUUCUGAACUUCAUCACCACAAUCUCCGUCAGGAGGAACAAGAAGUUGUUGGAGGCGUAUGGAAGACUUCAGAGGGCCCGGGGACCGGACAGCGGCUGCUCCGACGACGUCAAGGAGAUGAUUCUGCUCCUACUCACUUACUUCGAUGAGAGAGAGGAGACCUUGUUCUGCUACGUGGAGGACACCUGCCCGCCAGAGGAGGUCGAGCUGGAGAAUUUGCCUCUAACACCAGCAGUUAUUGUCUGUGGACAAUCCUGCUUUACUGCUAAGAGGUACAUGCUGGCCCUGGAUCGCAGCGUCGUCAACGGGAACAUCUCCUCCUUCAUUUCCGCCGUGUGCCUCAUGUUUGGGAGUUACUUCUGCCUGAACAUCCACUACCCCUCCGAGCUGGCGUCCACAUUGGAAUUUCUUCAACGGUGCUUCUUCUCUAUAAAUCCAGAGAAAGGGACCAAAGUGGCAAAAUCCAAGAGCAAUCACAGUGUCAACCCUCGCGUCCUAACCCUGAUUCAGGACAUAUCUGAUCAUGAGUGGCGUGCAGAGUAAACAUAGACUGGUUUGUCUUUUCACAUUCGUCGAUAUUUCAAGUUUGUUUUAAAGAUGUUGAAGAUGUUUUUUCAAGAAGUUGUAUAUUGUUUGAUGUUCUGUCAGCUGUCAGCUGUCAAAUCAUUUUGUUCGUACUGUGUCGUACUGUGACACGGAAGUGACUCAAACGGACAGAAACUGUCACCCCCACUGUCAAACGUUUUUACAUUUGCUAAUGUAGCUCCACAGUAUACAGUCAAUCCAUCACAGAAGUGAGUGCAAACCUCAGCUUUCUCCAGAUUUGUGAGAAUGUUGCCCCAUGAAAAGAUAAAGACAUUUCACUUUGACGCACAAUAAAAAGUAGCCUAUUCACAGCUUAUAUCGCUGUUUUAAACCAUUGUUCUCUCAAAACCGUUGUAAAAUACCGCAAUUAAUGUCUCAAGAAAAGUGAAUACACCUUCAUGGCCUUGGUUCAGUCAUCACAGUACAUGUUGAUGUUUUUCUUUUGGUGAUACUCAGCUUUCCAAAGUUGGCGGCAUUCAUGAAGCUCCAAAUCAUGUCAGUCACAGUGCU
Engraulis encrasicolus (European anchovy) is the source of this 1298-nucleotide messenger RNA. RefSeq lists its product as uncharacterized. The record is from RefSeq and is a predicted model, not a curated record. Bases 3 to 746 code for a protein of 247 amino acids. The transcript is spliced from 3 exons. Lineage: Eukaryota; Metazoa; Chordata; Actinopteri; Clupeiformes; Engraulidae.